This is a messenger RNA of Xenopus tropicalis (tropical clawed frog), 2133 nucleotides long. It is a transcript of the gene tbcc, whose product is annotated as tubulin folding cofactor C. Lineage: Eukaryota; Metazoa; Chordata; Amphibia; Anura; Pipidae. The transcript has a single exon. Gene Ontology annotation, cellular component: cytoplasm; cytosol. The record is from RefSeq and is a predicted model, not a curated record. Gene Ontology annotation, biological process: post-chaperonin tubulin folding pathway. Bases 16 to 1155 code for a protein of 379 amino acids. Gene Ontology annotation, molecular function: tubulin binding.
UCUGUCGCAUAGUUGAUGACGUUGACCAAUAAUCACAGAGAGGGGCGGUACUUUUACGCCUGGUUUUACCUCAUGACGCAAACAUCAGCCGACUGCGAGGUACCGGCUCCCAGAAGGCAGUGCGCCGCAGACAGCGCCAUGGAGCCGGAGAUGCAGCCGGAGUUAGAGGGAGAGUCGCUGGCCCAGCGGGGGCGCCUCCCUGAGCGGUUACAGAGGCGGGACGAGGAGCGGCAGCGGGAGGCGGACAGGAAGCGGCAGGAGAAGGAGGGCCGCGCUGUGCUGGAGGAGAGGAGCGCCCAUUUUAUCGCCUCUUUCGGCUCUGACAGGGCGGGGAUCGAGGAGCUGUUGGGCAGCGAGGAGUCGGGGGCCCUGGGGGAGGCUGCGGCUCGGUUGCAGCGAUUGCAGAAGCUUCUGAAUGACAGCCUCAUGUUCCUCCCGCCCUAUGAUAUCCGCCAGGCCCAGGACUCACUGGCCCGAAUGCAGGGGGCUCUGGGGGCCAAACGCCAAGCUCUGCAGCCCCGGGGCAAGUUUGCCUUCAAAUCCCGCAGGAAAGAGGCGGCCCCUGCAAGUAAUACCACCCCUGCGGGGAAUCCCACCCCUGCAAGUAAUCCCACCCCUGCGGAACCUCAGGCCAAACCCAAAGCGGCGGAGCCCCAGGCCCUGUGUGGGCUGCGCGGACUCUCAGGCCAGGCCCUGUGUAUGGAGGCAGCUGAGAUCCAGAGGAGAGAUGUUGCGCUGAGCCAAUUGCAAGACUGCACCGUCACCCUGAGGGGCUCCCCCGCCACCCUGCAUAUCCGGGGCCUGCGGGGCUGUAAGGUGCUGUGUGGCCCCGUCUGCACCUCGGUGUUUGUGGACGACUGUCGCGACUGCCUGUUUGCCUUUCCCUGCCAACAACUGCGCACUCACAGCACCGAGCGCUGUCGCUUCUACAUUCACGUCACCAGCAGGGCCAUCAUCGAGGACUGCGCCCAACUGCACUUUGCCCCCUUCACCUGGUCCUACGAGGGGAUCCUGGGCGACUACGAGGCGUCCGGCCUAGACAGGGCCAAUAAUAAUUGGAACCAAGUAGAUGAUUUCAACUGGCUGGCCAGGGAUGUCCCAUCUCCAAACUGGGGUGUCCUUCCAGAGGAGGAAAGAGUCACCGACUGGGCCUGAUGCUCUGGGGACAUUGGGCGGCCAAGGAGGAUUGGCACAAGUUCAGGUGGAAGCUGGACAUUGCUUGGAAGACCCAAGAGGAAAGGAUAAAGCAUGAGCGCUACAUUGCCUAAAGGGAUUUAUAUUGGAACUCGCAUUCCUGGCUUCUAAACAGUUGGAGCCUUUUGCCUCAACCCUUAUUUGCUGGCCGUACAGACAUGGUGCGGGCCUACAGGUGUUUGGGCAGAGUGACCGGCCAUUGGUAUCCAGUAGAGGGGACUUGCCUGUGUAAAUAGAUGUUAUACGUCAACUGGAGCAUCGGCGCUAAGGGGAGCAGAGGUCCCAACUGGAGCUGAUGUCUCCGUAUACAGACUGUGUAAGUCUAUGUAUCAGUGGGCAGUACAUCUUCUAGAAGUGGAGUCACUGUUUCUAACGCUCUCUUGUUUGUGGCUGUGAAUGGGCCCUGCACAUAAGGCCGAGUAAUUCAUCAGGCUGCCAGCUGCACUAACCAGAGCUUGACUUUGCUUUUAAUUUUGUUUUUUAAUGGCUGAUGUAUGUAAAGGUGAUCACUGGAGCCAUUGGCCACAAAUGCAUGGAACAUCUUGGGGUGGAGUUUUAUUGUCCUACGUUCAACAGACAAAAUACUGUGCCUUAACCAUUCGGCUUGGCCCAGCUCCACCCACAAUGUAACCGAGAGGGAAGAUUCCAUUUUACUCCGUGAGUCUGUAGUGUCUGUGCCGCUGGGAGGAGGAAGAUCUAGAAGACGGGCUGCGUCUCCAUGAGAAGAUCGGGGCUCCUUGCCAUAAAGCCUUUGCGCAUUGCUGGGAGAAAUAACCGCACAUCUGGCGCCUCCAAGUUUUUAACAAAGAGAUUUCUAUAGAAAUAUAAUUUAUCUUUAUGCUUUCCCUAAUUAUAUUACAUGUUAAUUACCCCUGUGUAUGAAUGAUCUGCCAUUAAAUUGUACUGUAUUCUAGUUGGGACUCCAGCACUUCUAUCUAA